Frieseomelitta varia is the source of this 2197-nucleotide messenger RNA. Its product is annotated as midasin-like. The record is from RefSeq and is a predicted model, not a curated record. The coding region runs from base 1 to 2157 and encodes 718 amino acids. The transcript is spliced from 4 exons. Lineage: Eukaryota; Metazoa; Arthropoda; Insecta; Hymenoptera; Apidae.
AUGCUGCGAGGACAUCUCAGCUCUGUCGAACUGUUACGAGGGUUCUUCAACCCCUCUUUCAGAAGGAAUCUAACACUAAUAUCAGUCAGAUAUGCUGACGAGAAAGAAAUACGAAAAACAAAUGGAAUGUUCUCCUGGCUAAAGGAUAUCUUCAGACCAGACUAUAGGAUCGACGAAGCGAUCAGUCACGAUGCGAUAUUGCCCGAGUGUUCGAAAGCUAAACAAAUUAAUUUCAAACUCGAGAACGUGGAGAGUCGAAAGAUCGAUGCCAUCGAGAAGUCGUGUGAGAGUCCACGUCUUCGUAAGUGUUCGACAGAGAUCGUCGACGUGAGUAAUUUGGGAUUGAAACUCCACGAAAACAAAGACUCUACGUGGGCAGUAUGGAACGACGUUGUCGACAAUGCGAAUCCAAAGCGAAAUUAUCAAUCGCCUUUCGCGCGUCACGAUCUUUUAACCCUGACCGAUCUUCUGAGUUGUCCGAACCGAAGGAUCGUGAGCUACGCCCCUAGGAACACGAGGCCGCCCAUUAGAGAGCCGAACAUGCCGGAGAAACGGGAGAAGAAGGACGACAAGAAAGACAAGAAAAAGAAGAAGCCGGUGAUACGAAUGGAGAGCGGAUCCUCGUCUGGCUACCAAAACGAAAGCAACGCGAAAGUCACGGGCCUGCAUGAUAACAUGGACGUGAACUUCCGAUGGGACAUCCGAGUCCCCGAAGAAUCGGACACGAGUCAUCAGUCGGUGUUGAAGGAGAAUUUGAGCAAAGAUAUGCGCCAAAUUGAGAACGUGAAUACCAAUGAAGACGUGAACGCUGCCCAAGCAAUGAGGAACCUGCAGCUGAUGAUGAGCUCCGCGAAAGACACCGAAGUGAAGAAAGAUGAUACUACGGAAUUAUCUGGCGAGAAGAAUAAACUUUCGGAUACGACUACGACAGACGCAUCGACGAACACCAACGAAGCAGCGAACCUGAAGGACUCUCUAAAGAAGAUACUGAAGACGUCCCCGACGUUGAUGAAGGAAACCAGUGUCGACGAGGAUUACGACGUUCCGAGCAACGCGAGCUUCGACGCGGAGAUCGACGCGUGGAAGGAUCUCGUUUUGAAGUCCAAGAUGCCUGCGGAUCCCUCCAAGGAGGACACUGUCAACUCGGAAAGACAAUCGGAGAUGUUGUCGAUCAGACCGGAACCUCCCGAGCCUAAAUUGGACGUGCAGGCUGUGCCAAGUUCCAGCGACGAGGCCGCGGCUGAGGAAGAAGGCGCGGAGCAUGCCAGAGAGUUCAAAGGUAACGCGGCCGGGAUGGACGUGAAAAGAGCCAGCAAUCCCACGGAUUUUCAAAAGGUCGACAGCAAGAAAUUCCACACCGGACCAUCUUGCUUUUCGAGAAGAAAAUCGAGAUCGCCUUUUUCCUCGUGGAUUCUCAACUCGUUGGACAACGACGUGAACUUUUCGACGGAUGCCGAAAGUAGCUGGGGAAACAUCCAGCGGACUGUUUCAGAAGGGGCGAGCGAAAUUAAUCGAGAACAGUUGAAAAACGAGAAUAACUUUGUGAAGAGCGAGGGCGUGGAGGAGAAUGUUGCGAACGCUGUGAUUUCGAAACGGCAACAGUCAGACAAGGAAGUUUCUUUGAAUCGGCCGCAAUCGACGAAUCUGGAUACGAAUGACGAUUCUGCGUCCGCGUCUUCUCAGAGUGAUUCGAGGAAGUACGAGACUGAUGAAUACUUGAAGGCUCAGACAGAUAAUUGUCAGUCGAAUUUUGAUUAUGCCAAUCCGUACGAGGACGACUUUUAUCCUGGUUACGAGUCCAUGUCGUUGGAAUCGACGGCAGAACAACCCUCCGAACGCAACGAAAACUCAUCAAACGAACAACAACAACAAAUUAGCCACAAGGAAAUGAAAUUUGUCAAGGAAAUGGAACAACCGGAGAACAGAGGAGAACAUACCGCAGACGAUAAUUAUAUAAAGGUACCCGGUGAUCCUUAUCCAUACAGUCGAGAACACUUCAAUAAAUGGCGUUGGUACGAGAAUUAUGGUAUCGGUCCACCGAAAACAGAAGAGGUUUCGAAUUCGCCGAUCGACAACUCUAACACAAGCGUAAAAGUCGAUACUCAGCAGCCUAUUCGAAAAAUGUCGCAGUACUCUCGCUUUCAAGAGAAAUGCUAAGAUUAUCCUUGAAAAGAUGGGACAAACAACGUAAGAAUAU